AAUUUUGGGAAAUUGAAACUACAAUACGACGCCGUAUCGUCUCCACCAGUAGUCUAUCUUCUUCUUCUUCCUCUUUCAAUUCUCAACGCUGCUGCAAAAACAGAAACCGAAUUAAGGAGAAAUUGAUCGCAAUUAUGGCGCAAAAGAAGAAAGAGCUGCUAUCAUCAGCUCCAUGGAGGGCGGGGCCACAAGAAGACGAGAAAUUCAAGGACGCGAAGAUGAAGGUGACGUCGCAGCCUGGUGCGACGCCCACAAUGCACGUCCCGGGAAAGAAGAAGUUCGGGUCGAAAAACGACGCCGUUGGAGAGGAUUCUCUCACUGAAAUCGACCCCGAGCUGCGCUACAGUUUCCAGCGCAAUUUCCAGUUCCUUCAAAAUGUAUUCAGCAUUGAUACGGUUGUGAAGCCCCUUCCUCCAACAAUGGCAUAUAAUGUCUCGCGCAAUUUGUCCUUCUUCACAAGGAUCUUUACACAGUUCUUUGAUCCCGAUGGUAUAGCAGAUGCACAGAAAUCGCUCGGACUAGGGCAGGAAGAGAAAGCUCGUAAAGUUCGUUAAGAUGUUGAUACGUUUUUUGGUAGAUAACUUUGCAAAUCUUCACCAUAGAAAGAGCUCUGGUUUUCCUUGUAUACAUCUGAAUUAUUCUAAAGUUUCUGCAAUUUGAAUAAGCAUUCUGUAUCUUUAUUGAUUUCAGGAUUAUGUAAUGAGCUUUCUGCAUUUAAGAUUCAAUUAGGUUUUCCAA
This is a messenger RNA of Salvia hispanica, 738 nucleotides long. RefSeq lists its product as uncharacterized. The record is from RefSeq and is a predicted model, not a curated record. Gene Ontology annotation, cellular component: chloroplast envelope. Lineage: Eukaryota; Viridiplantae; Streptophyta; Magnoliopsida; Lamiales; Lamiaceae.